GAUUAUUUCCACCAGCUUAUCUGCGUCACAGAAAGGGAAAAGUUUAUUGUGCCUAUCCGAGCUAUAGGUGCCCGAGCUAUGCUGGACUUCCCUGACCAGCUGAACUUCUCUGUCUGUCCAGUCAAGUACAGCACCCAGAAAACUCUACUGGUUCGCAACAUCGGUAAUCGGGAGGCCCGCUACUGCAUCAGCACUGAGAGCCCUUUCUCUAUUGAUCGCUCCAUUGGGACUCUCGGGAUUGGUGAUGCCAUGCAAGUAACAGUGGAGUUUCACCCACUGAAGACUGGGGAUCAUUCCAGAUCCCUGAUAGUUCACUAUGACACAGGUGAAAAUAUUCACACAAGCCUUUAUGGAGCGGCUGUAGAUGUCAAUAUCAGGCUAGACAGGAAUUCCUUGACACUUGAGAAGACUUACCUCACGCUGUCAAACUACAGAUCUAUGGUCAUCCACAAUCAGAGUGAAAUCAUAGCCCACUUCCAGUGGAAGGCUUUUGUUACUCAGGAAGAGGAGAAUCAUCAGAAGCUGAGGCUGUGUCGCAGGCUGCAGAAGCAGAAAGAGGACGAGAAGGAUUAUUCUCUCAAGAAGUGCGUGAUGGACCCCACUCUCCAAGAACGCCUUUCCCUUCUCUCCCGCACCUUCCAGAGCCAGAGGGCAAAGGUGCAAGGUGACUCCAUGCUUUCCUCUGAUGAUACCUUCACCAUUGAGCCGGCGGAGGGAGAUAUCUGGCCAAAUUCUUCAGCUGAAAUUAAAGUAAUCUUUAAACCCCAAGAAGCCAGAGUCUAUCAACAAACGGUCUACUGUGACAUCUCAGGUCGUGAGACCAGGCUGCCCCUACGUGUCAAAGGGGAAGGCAUUGGGCCCCGGCUCCGCUUCAACUUUGACCAGCUGGACAUCGGGAAGGUUUUUAUUGGAUCAGCCCACAGCUAUGAGGCGAUCCUGUUUAACAAAGGACCCAUUGAUGCUUUCUUCAACUUGAUCCCUCCAGCUACAGCUCUGGGCACCUGCUUCACCUUUCUACCCCAGGAGGGUACCAUUUUGCCAGACAGGCUCCAAGUCAUCCAGAUCUCCUUCAGCUCCACCAUCCUGGGGCAGUUCAUGGAAGAAUUCAGGUUCACUGUGAAUGGAUCCCCUGAGCCUGUGACCUUGACUAUCAGGGGCUGUGUCAUCGGACCAACUUUCCAUUUCAAUGUACCUUCCCUCCACUUCGGUGAUGUCUCCUUUGGUUUUCCUUGUACCUUGUCAUGUCGCCUCACUAACACCUCCUUGGUGCCCAUGACGUUCAAACUUCGCAUUCCUGGGGAUGGCUUGGGAGAGCCAAGUGUUACCAGUUUUGUUCAGAUAGCAGACAACACUCGCCCAUCCUGGAGAAAAGGAGCCCAAAGUCAUGUCAAGCCAACCGAAUUUACCAUAACACCCUCCAGAGGGACCAUCCGCUCCCAGGGACACCUGGAUAUCCAGGUCACCCUGUGUUCCAACACCGUCAGGAGCUAUGAGCUGGCACUGGUGGUGGACGUGGAUGGUGUUGGCAAGGAGGUGUCGGCGCUGCUCCUCACAGCCAGAUGUGUGGUUCCUCUGCUGCGAGUGCUCAACCCCAUCGUGACGUUUCAACAGUGCUUACUAAAAUUCCCUUGCCAGCAGACGCUGACCCUUGUGAAUGAUAGCGAUCUUCCAGGCUGCUACAGGGUUCUUCCUCAGAAACACAAGGAGGAUGCUGCUGUGUGGUACUCCAGCCCCAUGCCGUGUGGCAUUAUCCAGCCUCACAGCUCGGUGGAGGUCCCGUUUACACUGGAAGUCCAGGUGAUGGGAAAGCAGGACACCAUUGCUCAUAUCGCAGUGUUUGGAAGUGAAGGAUCCCCACUG
Messenger RNA from Leptosomus discolor (cuckoo roller), 1860 nucleotides. The record is from RefSeq and is a predicted model, not a curated record. NCBI's taxonomy places the organism in Eukaryota, Metazoa, Chordata, Aves, Leptosomiformes, Leptosomidae.